This is a messenger RNA of Equus caballus (horse), 1006 nucleotides long. RefSeq names its product proteoglycan 3. NCBI's taxonomy places the organism in Eukaryota, Metazoa, Chordata, Mammalia, Perissodactyla, Equidae. Gene Ontology annotation, biological process: immune response. The record is from RefSeq and is a predicted model, not a curated record.
GCAAACUCCUGAUCAGCUCCAAUGCCCCGCACCCCUCCCUGCGUCUCUUCCCACUUCCCCAAAAGCCCAGUAUAAGGGUUGCCUCUGGGGCCCAGCAGCCAGAGACACUGACACCAGAGCCUCAGACUCUCAGGAGGGGCUGUGCAGACACACUGGACAUCUCAGGGAGGAAAAGUGGAGCUGUGUCCCUGUCACAAGACUGAGUAGAUAUGAAACGCCCUCUGCUCCUGCCCCUUCUCCUGCUGGGGACAGUUGCUGCUCUUCAUCUGGAGAGUGAUGACCCCCAUUUGGACAUCCGAGAGACACAGACCGACCUGAUCCAGGAUGUGGAAGGUUCAGGGGCACAAGAGGGGGAGUUGUCUCUGACAGAGGAGGUGAUUCAGUCAGAAGGAGAGGAGGCUGAGGCUUCCACCAAUCAAGACACCUUUGAGGAUGAGCAGGCCAUGGAGUUGCACCCAGCUGCCCUAGGUGAAGACUUGCAGUGCCCCAGGGAAGAGGAUACAGUUCAAUUGUCUGGCUCUCCUGGGUGCAAGACCCGCCACUACCGCUUGGUGCAAACUCCUACGACGUUUUGGGCUGCUGAGAAUGUCUGCAGGAGUCGCUACCGAGGCCAUCUUGUCUCUAUACACAGCUCCAGCUUAAACCGUCGCCUCCAGCACAUGAUCAAGGAUAUCCACCAAGGCCAGGCCUGGAUUGGAUGCUACUUGUUGCCCAUGCCCCUGAAACCGACAUGUUCCUGGACUGAUGGGAGCCGCUGUGAUUAUAAAAACUGGGCCCUGCAGAAGCUUGGAAUUAUCGGAGUUGGCUGUGUUGCUCUAAGCAGCAGAGAUGGUCACUGGCGAGGAGCUCCUUGCGAAACGCGUAUGCCCUUCAUCUGCUCCUUCUAAGCCGCUGACUCGGAGACCCUGCCUUGAAGCCUCCUCCCUUCACAGUUUCCCGUCUGCCCCCUGGACACUGGGCUCGUCCCCUUGUCCCUCCUGGAAAUAAAACCACACUUCCCACAGCA